Williopsis jadinii is the source of this 1029-nucleotide messenger RNA. RefSeq names its product nicotinate-nucleotide diphosphorylase (carboxylating) (gene BNA6). Gene Ontology annotation, cellular component: cytoplasm. The transcript has a single exon. The coding region runs from base 68 to 958 and encodes 296 amino acids. The record is from RefSeq and is a predicted model, not a curated record. Lineage: Eukaryota; Fungi; Ascomycota; Saccharomycetes; Phaffomycetales; Wickerhamomycetaceae. Gene Ontology annotation, molecular function: nicotinate-nucleotide diphosphorylase (carboxylating) activity. Gene Ontology annotation, biological process: quinolinate catabolic process; NAD+ biosynthetic process.
CCAGAGUUUGACACUUUUCUGCCUAUAUAUCCUUACUCCAAUUCCAUAUAAAAGGACGUAUUACACUAUGACAACAAGUCCGGUCUUUGCACAUCUAUUGCCUAGAAACGGAGCAUGGAAACGUGAAGUUACAAACUGGCUUUCGGAGGAUGUUCCAUCGUUUGACUAUGGUGGAUUUGUUGUUGGUGAGACCCCAGAAACUGCAACACUCUGGUGUAAACAGGAAGGUGUCGUUGCUGGUAUCCCAUUUGCUCAAGAAGUCUUCAGCCAAUGUGAGUUGGAAGUGGAAUGGUUAGUUAAAGAAGGUGAAUACUUGACUCCUAAGGGGAAAAUUGCCGUGGCCAAAGUUCGUGGUAAAGCUAGAGAUAUCCUGUUGGCUGAAAGAACUGCGCUGAACCUAUUGGCAAGAGGGUCAGGUAUUGCCACCAAAUCUCGCAAGACCAUCGAACUUGCAAGGGAAGCAGGGUACAAAGGGAUCAUUGCAGGCACUAGAAAGACCACGCCGGGGCUUCGAAGAUUAGAGAAAUACUGUAUGUUGGUUGGAGGAUGUGACCAACAUCGUUACGACUUGAGCUCCAUGGUUAUGCUAAAGGACAACCACAUCUGGUCAACCGGCUCCAUAACUCGCGCAGUGACAAACGCAAGAUCCGCUUGUGGGUUCGCAAUGAAGAUUGAAGUUGAAUGCCAAAGUGAAGACGAAGCUAAUGAAGCUAUUGCCGCCGGUGCUGAUGUUAUCAUGCUUGACAAUUUUACCAGUGAAGGGUUGAAAAUUGCCGCUGUAAACAUCAAAUCUAAGUGGGCAAAUUCAAAGAGCUUCUUACUAGAGUGUUCUGGCGGACUGACGUUAGAUAAUAUAAAGACGUACCUCUCAAACGAAAUUGACAUUUACAGUACUUCCUCUAUCCAUCAAGGUGUUGGUUACGUUGAUUUCAGUUUGAAAAUUGACCAGAAGGAUUAGUAGUUUAUGGAUAUUUGUAUAUAAUUGUUGCUUUUCUUUCGUAUAAUGGCAAAAGAUGUAUGGUUUUGAAG